AUGGGGAACCUGUUUGGGGCUCAAUGCACUGCAUGCAAACUGCAUGAGGCAAGCGAGGAGGAGGUGAAGAAGAGCACUCGCUGCACUGCUGCCAAAGCGAAAGCUAAAGCUAGAGCCAGAACUUCUUCACCCAAGAAGAAAACCCCUGCAGAGAACAAAGACACACCAUUUAAAGAGAACAAGAGAUGUGCAAAGCCUAAGCCACCCAAUCCAGAGAGUACACCAGAGACGACUAGCACCCCCCCCCCGGCUCCAGCAAAGCGGAUGCGUGGAAAACAUGCCGACCCUGAUGCGGACUCCCAAAUCCUGGCUUUGAAAGAGGCCAACAAGAGGAUGCAAGCUCGGUUGGCAGAGUUUGAGAACAAAGCUACUGCUAAGAGUUCUUCACCAGCCCCAGCUCCCAAGAAGCCUUCACAGCCCCGGUCCUCUGCUGCCAAAAGCAAGGCAGCUGCUUCCAAGUCGAAGCCGGUGGAGAUGCCGGAGCCUGAUGAAGUGGGGUCUGAAUCUGAAAAUGAAAUGACCGAUGCUGCCAAGAACAACCGCUUGAGGCGGCUGUGUGAGCGAAAACCCUCGGGUCGCUUGAGAGUACCUGAAAAGGUCCAUAAGAUGUGGCUGGCCAAAGGCCAUUCCAGGGAAAAGCUACGUCAGAUGUUGGAGGAUUGUGAUUGGGAUUCCGAGAGGUUCAUUCGCACCGUGACCAAGUCGCAUGAGACUGUAUCCAAGAAAUCAAAGAAGACUAGACGUGGCUGGUACACCAAGGAGGGUAUGGAAAAGGUAUUGAAAUGGAGCAAGAAGUACAUCGCAUCCGUGGUGAAGUAUUGCGAGAAGAAGGGCUUGGUCAAGAAGGACAAAUACAACAAGAAGUUGAUGAAGUACCAUGUUGAGAUUGAAGAAGGGGAUGAGAGCCUUGAUGAGGAAAUCGAUAGGGUACAUGAGGAGGAAUGUGAGGAGGCCUUUUCCCCCCAUCCCAAACCCUUGCCCUCCAAAUGUUUUUAG
Molecule: messenger RNA, 996 nt
Organism: Durusdinium trenchii
Lineage: Eukaryota; Dinophyceae; Suessiales; Symbiodiniaceae
Source: the annotation of a GenBank genome assembly